Messenger RNA from Batrachochytrium dendrobatidis JAM81, 715 nucleotides. RefSeq lists its product as uncharacterized. The record is from RefSeq and is a predicted model, not a curated record. Bases 40 to 567 code for a protein of 175 amino acids. The transcript has a single exon. NCBI's taxonomy places the organism in Eukaryota, Fungi, Chytridiomycota, Chytridiomycetes, Rhizophydiales.
GUGUUCCCUACUUUGGAAGGACCCAAGUUUGUUACCGUCAUGUUUGACAGUUUAUCAAACGAUAAACACAAUGGUGAUUAUAAUCACAAGGGAAAAACUCGUUCUGAAGAAUGGACACAAACUCGUAACAAUCAAGGCGAGUCGACCAUCGCGACGACUAUCGCGACGACUUUGGAUCAAACCAGUAUCUCGACAUCAACGACGACUUUGGAUCAAACCAGUAUCUCGACAUCAACGACGAUCACAUCAUCUACCACAGCCUCUGAAACGUCACAACUAGCUAAAGUCUCCACAUCGACUACUACUGCCAAACUCUGGGUUUAUCCAGCAAUCAUUCCAUUCGUAGCUCCAGCCACUCGAGUAAUUCAAACUCGAGUUCCAGCAGCAGCCCUAGUAGGUCCAGUUGCAACACCCGACUUUCUUCAAGAUACAUACAAUCUGCCUCCACAGUCCACUGCAACUGUUGUUACAGCUGCAGAAUUGGUAUCCUCAUCUUGGCAAUUUCGGAUUUCAAAUGCAUUGAGGUCUGCCCCACUCUUGCUUUUAGCAGCUUUAGCUCUGCUUUAAACCAUUGGUUUAGGCGGUUUAAUUCUGGGUAGACAAGACUCCAAACAGUAGUAGUUUGAUGUUCGCGUACUAGGCGUUCAUUACAGUUUAUGGCCAUCAACUUGAAUAUCCAACCAUUUUUCAAUAAACUGUGUCCCAAAUUUACUCG